Ailuropoda melanoleuca (giant panda) is the source of this 735-nucleotide messenger RNA. RefSeq names its product mitochondrial contact site and cristae organizing system subunit 13 (gene MICOS13). Gene Ontology annotation, biological process: cristae formation. The transcript has 4 exons. The coding region runs from base 240 to 596 and encodes 118 amino acids. Gene Ontology annotation, cellular component: MICOS complex; mitochondrial crista junction. Lineage: Eukaryota; Metazoa; Chordata; Mammalia; Carnivora; Ursidae. The record is from RefSeq and is a predicted model, not a curated record.
UCACGGGCCGUGCUGACUCCAUUUCCCAGGCAGCUUUGCGGCGGACGGGCUCUGAAGAUUACACUUCUCAGAAUCCUUUCGCGGUAGGGCUGCCCGGCGUCUCUGACCCGUCGCGUGACUUCGACUCCCGCAGGCCUUUGGGGCCGACUAGGGUGACUACGUUUCCCAGAGGUCUCUGCGGCUCUGUCACCGGAAGCGGCGGGCGAGUCGAGUGUCCUUGCUCGCCGAGCGGAGCGACCAUGGUGCCCCGAGUGUGGUCGCUGAUGAGGUUCCUCAUCAAGGGCAGUGUGGCCGGGGGUGCUGUCUACCUGGUGUAUGACCAGGAGUUGCUGGGGCCAAGCGACAAGAGCCAGGCUGUCCUUCAGAAGGCUGAGGAGAUAGUCCCCCCAGCCAUGUACCAAUUCAGCCAGUACGUGUGUGAGCAGACCGGUCUGAAGAUACCCCAGCUCCCAGCCCCUCCAAAGUUUAACUUUCACAUCCGCGACACCUGGAAUUCAGGCAUCAUGUCGGUGAUGUCGGCUCUGUCGGUGGCCCCCUCCAAGGCCCGCGAGUACUCCAAGGAGGGCUGGGAAUACCUGAAGGAGCGAACCAAGUAGCCUGUCAGAGGAGGCCACCUGCCCCGGUCAGGAACAGGGGCAGGGGCACCACAGACCCGGAGGCUCCAGACUGGGACUGGGACCCCACUCCAAGGGCAGCUCCCGGCCUUGCCGGCCCAAUAAAGGACUUUGGAAGUGC